Lasiodiplodia theobromae is the source of this 2346-nucleotide messenger RNA. RefSeq lists its product as uncharacterized. The transcript has a single exon. Bases 1 to 2346 code for a protein of 781 amino acids. Lineage: Eukaryota; Fungi; Ascomycota; Dothideomycetes; Botryosphaeriales; Botryosphaeriaceae. The record is from RefSeq and is a predicted model, not a curated record.
AUGAAGAAAUCUGCCAAUAAGCCACAAGAUGGGUUCACGGAAGAACCACCAACUGGUCAAAAGUCACAAGAGCCCAAGAAAUAUGGUCAUUACAUCCCUCGAUUCCUUUUGAGAAACUUUGCGCACCAUUCAGAGGCUGCUAUUCUACGUAAUAAAAAGUUUGAGGAACAAAAGCGAAACCAGAAAAUCGAGGGGAAAAGGGGGAAAAAGAAAAAAUGGAGCAAGCCAGAUAUGCUAUAUGUCUUGCAGCUUGAGCCCGAAAUCAAGAAGACUGAGGUUGAACUGGGUCGCGUUUUCGGUCAAGACGACAUGUACCGAGACCUUCAACGAUCUACCAACCAACAUCAUGUUGAGGAACAGCUUGGUAAGCUUGAGUGUGCCGUAGCACCAAUCAUUCGCAAGAUCCGGGAAGCGCAGGAGAAUGGACUUCCGACAGUGCAACUACUACGCACCGAGCGAGAUGAGCUACGUCGAUUCCUAUUCGUCAUGAGAUACAGGGGAUCAAACCAGCACAAGCGUUUCUAUCACAGAGACAUCGAAACAUACAACGCCCCCGACAGACAUCGCAUGGUUCAAUACAUGCGCAAGAAGGGAUUCAAGGAGCCGAUCGAGGUCUGGUUGGACAACAUCAAGACAAUGGCCGAAGUCAAGAUCGACAAGGAUGGGGAGUGGUUCUCCGAAAUCCUGGACAGGAUGUACCCCGGGGAUGCGGAAUGGGCGUUUGUCAACUUGCAGCUCAUGUACCUGUCAUUCUGCACGCCCUCCGAGCACGACGAAGAGUUCCUUCUCACAGAGAAUGCUUUCGACAUUUACGAAGGGCCAGUAAGCUUCCAACUCAACCCUAUAACUGGCGAGAAGAUCACAACGGCGUGCACGGAAUACCACAACUUUGCCGUCAUCUCUCCGAAGAUCAUGAUGGUCCUCCGCAGCACGCUCUUGCCCAACGCGGAGGAAGACGCCCUCCCGGGUAUGCGCGAGAAGAGGAGACUGCAACGAGAGAUGCACCGGAGGCUGCAUUCAGAAUACGAUAUGACCGGCUCCUUUCUCGAAACGCUCCCUGUGACGAAGGCGCGCAAUUCAUACACCAAAAUCGUCGGCGGAAUGCCCGUUCUGAUCGAUGGCGAAGACGGAACUCCGCGAGCUGAUCAUCGGUUCGAUUUCCGGUUUUUCCCUCUCAACUCCACGAACGUUCAGAGGAUCAACGCCGUCAUCUUGAAUGAAUCCUACAACAGCUCUUCCAUCGCGUUCGUUUCUCCCGUCGCAGCUCGGAAGGCGCUGGAGUACUAUCUCACGGACCCUUGCAAAGUUGCCGGCGCGUAUCCGCUCAAGAUUGUUUCUGAUCCGUACGAUCCGACUCUACUCCAGCUGCAGAAGCUGGAACAGGCUGCUCGGCUCUUGGGAUCAGAUGUUCGGUUGAUGUACAACGUCCAUACAGAUGACUCUGGCAGAAAAUUUCUUCUUGAACAGGAGAUUCUUGAAGAGCUUAGGCGGCGUGCAGCGGAAAGAGAUGCGGCAUUCCGUGGCGAUGUGCAAUCACCAGGAAGUGCUUACACGGGCAACCAGUUCACGCCUCCGCCGCGGUGGCAGUACCAAUAUCUCCUACCAGAGAUACCCAAGUUCGUGGAGCAGGCGCGUAAGAAAAGGGAGCGGGAGCAUAAGAACCUGGAGACGAAAGAAUGCGAGAUGAAAAAAUCCGGGAUGGAUGGAUCUGAGAAUCGGAAGACGGAAUCCGAGAUGGACAAGUCUGACAAGAGGGAAUCUGAGAAGAAGAAGUAUGAGGCGAAGGUGCAAGAUGAGAAGGUCUUAGCACGCACUCAAACUUCUACGAUCCAGGACGUCACCCCGAAAAAGUUGAAGAAACCCAAGAACAUCUUGAAUUCAUCUGGUCAGCGGGAGACCCCCGGAUCUCCCGACUCACAAGGUGGAGAACCUGACUACGGCGACGUCGUCUUCCGUCUCCGGUAUCUCAUCCUGCUCAUUAUCGCACUCGGCGUGGUGUAUUACUACUUCUUCAAAUUACUCUGGAGGUCAUACAUUUGGAUCCGGUCACUUGUACCACAAAAGAAUGAUCAUCAUCGAAAUCCCUUGACGGAAAAGGCCGCAGAAGAACCAAGGACAUCUCGAGAAGAGAAAAUUGAUGGUGGAGAGGGCUCUAAAGGGUCGAUGGACACGUCAUCACAGAGCUUGGGCGACGUCGAGACAGUUAUUCUCGUGGUACUGAGUGGGUUGGCUACUUUCAUUUCUGUGAUUGCUUUCUGUCUGUACUGUGUCAGAUAUACGGCGGACCGUUUUGAGGAAUUUGAUUAUUUUAUUUGGGAGAUGGGGAAGCAGGUUUGGAAUCCAUGA